UGGGACAUCUCAGCACGGGACCUGUUUCGCGUUGUUUGUGUUUGGGCUUUUCGGGGGUAUUUAAAGAGGCUCUUCCCAGCAGCAGCUUCCUCAGGCUCUCCAGCGACAGCAACACCAACAACACCACAUUCUACACACAACACCACAUCAUCAUUAACAAUGUCUGGAGGAAAGGGAAAAGCAGGAGGAAAGGCCGGUGCUGCACAAAAGACGUCCACCACAAGAUCUGCCAAAGCUGGAUUGACCUUUCCAGUUGGAAGAGUCCACAGAUUACUCAGAAAGGGCAACUAUGCUCAGAGAGUUGGUAGUGGUGCCCCAGUCUACUUGACUGCUGUCUUGGAGUAUUUGGCUGCUGAAAUCUUGGAAUUGGCCGGCAAUGCUGCUAGAGACAACAAGAAAACAAGAAUCAUCCCAAGACACUUACAAUUAGCCAUCAGAAAUGAUGAAGAAUUGAACAAAUUGUUGGGCAAUGUCACUAUUGCUGAAGGUGGUGUCUUGCCAAAUAUUCACCAUACUUUAUUACCAAAAAAGACCUCAAAACCAAAGGCUUCUCAAGAAUUAUAACUUUUUGUUUUCAGUUACUCUCAACUACUCUCUCAAUUUUGGUAUUCUCUUUCUCAUGCUAGCUUAUUUUAUUUUUUUACCCAUUAAACGU
This is a messenger RNA of Ascoidea rubescens DSM 1968, 655 nucleotides long. RefSeq names its product histone H2A. The transcript has a single exon. The coding region runs from base 160 to 564 and encodes 134 amino acids. Lineage: Eukaryota; Fungi; Ascomycota; Saccharomycetes; Ascoideales; Ascoideaceae. The record is from RefSeq and is a predicted model, not a curated record. Gene Ontology annotation, cellular component: nucleosome. Gene Ontology annotation, molecular function: DNA binding; structural constituent of chromatin; protein heterodimerization activity.